Messenger RNA from Xiphias gladius (swordfish), 1857 nucleotides. RefSeq lists its product as uncharacterized. Lineage: Eukaryota; Metazoa; Chordata; Actinopteri; Istiophoriformes; Xiphiidae. The coding region runs from base 207 to 1463 and encodes 418 amino acids. The record is from RefSeq and is a predicted model, not a curated record. The transcript is spliced from 11 exons.
GACCCCCCCCCCCCCUUCUCUCUUUCUGCCUUCUUUAUCCUAGAAGGCGGUCACUCCUUCUGGAUCUCUCCUCUGCUCCUGUCCGGAGAAACUUCUGGAGGUCCGACCAGGGCAUUAACACCAGGAGAGGUUGGAGGAAGUGAAUCUGAACCAGAGUCAAAUACACAGGGACCGCAGAGAGACGAGGAAGAAACCAACAGGCCAACAUGGCUCUGCUGUGCUACAACAAAGGCUGUGGACAGGAGUAUGACGCUGACAAGAACAAGGAAGAUUCCUGCCUCUUCCAUCCGGGAGUCCCCAUCUUCCACGAUGCUCUGAAGGGUUGGUCCUGCUGUAAGAAAAGGACGACAGACUUCUCAGAGUUUCUCUCCAUCAAGGGCUGCACCGUCGGGCGCCACAGCAACGAGAAGCCCCAGGAGCCUCUGCGGCCGGAGGUGACUUCAGAUAAGGGGGAGAUUAAACACACCAACGGCCAAGAGAUAAUCUACCAGGGACCCAAAUCUGCAGAGAAACUGCAGAGAGAGAGACCCAGUUCAGACGAGCCCAUGACCAAGCUGCACCAGAAAGUGUCUGCAUCCCUGGCUCAGGCGCUGGAGAAACUGGAGAUCAGUAAGAGGAGUGAGAAAGAGCAGAAAGAGACUCAGACUGUGAUGCAAGGCACAAGAUGCAAGAACACAGGAUGCAAAACAGUCUAUCAAGGCCCGGAGACGGACUUGGAGGUCUGCACCCACCACCCUGGUGCACCCGUCUUCCACGAGGGGUACAAGUACUGGAGCUGCUGCUGCAUAAAAACGAUAGACUUCAACGCUUUCCUCGACCAGAAGGGCUGCAGCACAGGGAAACACCGCUGGGUCCCAAAACAGGACAAGAAGAAGGUGGCGUGUCGACAUGAUUGGCACCAGACUGGAAAUAACGUCGUCGUAACGAUUUACGCCAAGAACGCAAACCCCGAGUCUUCCUGCAUAGAGGCCAACCGGACAGUGCUCUCGUGUCAAAUCCAGUUCGAGAACGAUAAGGUUUUCAAGAGGGACUUCCACCUGUGGGGGGUGAUCAGUGUCAAACAGAGCUCGGUCAACAUGGUCCCGUCCAAAGUGGAGAUCUCCCUGCGUAAGGCCGACCAGGUUGCCUGGGGCAAACUGGAGGACCCCAACCACAAACCGGAGCCCGAGCCCGUAGAGGACUCCUUCCCUGAAGCCAAGGAGUCUUACCAGCCCAACUCGGACAUCGACGACGACGACAUCAGUGACUCCGAUGAGGAGUGGGCCUAUGACGUGCCGCAGAAUAAAACGCAGGAUAAGGACAGAGAUGAGCAGGAGAAGAAAGCGGAAGAGAUGCAGAAUUUACAGAGGAAGGAGUUGGAGGAGGAAAUGAAGAGGGCGAUGGAGGAGAGGAGGAAGGCGGAGGAGGAGAAGAGGAUGCAGGAGGAAGCUGAAGGAUACGAAGACAUGCCCGAUCUCGAGUGACUCCUGAAAAAUGAAAAAUGAAAAAUGCUGAUCAGGUCUGAUUUGCCUUAGCAGGGUAGAAAAAAAAAAAUAAUUGAAACUGAUUUUUUAAUUUUGAGGAAAAUCAAAUGUUUAUUUUGGAAAUAAUUAGAUUCCAACUCCAUGUUUCAUAGCUUAAAAGAAAAAUCCACAUUAAUUGUGGUACUUUGCAGGUCAUUCGAGAGGAAUUUAAGAGGCUGAUUCUCUGGAAGCAGUUAGUAACAAGUUACUUACAUCACUGGUUGACAGACACACUGGAUCCUUUAUAUUUUGUUUAAUUCUAGUGCUAGAGAAGGGAUGUCUUUCUCCUAAAAUGUGAAUAUAUUCAGACACAACUGGCUGCAACUUCAAAACAAGAAAUAAAAAGACUUUCCUA